Glarea lozoyensis ATCC 20868 is the source of this 4695-nucleotide messenger RNA. RefSeq lists its product as uncharacterized. The transcript is spliced from 4 exons. The record is from RefSeq and is a predicted model, not a curated record. NCBI's taxonomy places the organism in Eukaryota, Fungi, Ascomycota, Leotiomycetes, Helotiales, Helotiaceae. The coding region runs from base 1 to 4695 and encodes 1564 amino acids.
AUGGAUUCGACGGGGUUCCCCCCUCACAAUAUGGGCGGGCCUAACCAGGCGAUGCAGAUGCAGCAACAGGCACAUAUACAACAGCAACAGCGCCAGCAGCAGCAACAGCGAGCGGGCGGUCCUCAGCCAACUCAGCAACAAAUGCACGCCAUGAUUUUUCAGAACCUUUCAACGCAGACCGGGCCUCUGUCUGGAUGGCAAAGUCAGGUUGCAAUGAGCGAGCGUGUGGGGUUAAUUUACAACCUUGUUUCAAGUCUUAGACUUGCAAGUGCGGGACAAGCGACUGCCCCGGGCCCGGGUCAAAUGAUGCAAAUCGGAAUAAAAUUUGAAAAGGAGAUUUUUGACAGAUCCAUAGACAAGGCUGCCUACAAGCGUGCUCUCGACGAGAAGCUGCAGCAAUUGCUCGAACGACGAAAUCAGAACCAGACUUCUCUUCAACAUAGCAUCAAUCAGCAGGCACAAGCGCAAGCAGCCCAGAACCAACAAGCUCAGAUGAUGAUGCAAAACGGCAUGCACGGCCAACAGUCGAGAGCGAUGGGCCAACAGCCCUCCCAGCAAGGUUUUCAACAUCUGCAGCAUCAAAUGCAAGCGACGCCUCUCCCUGGACAACAACCACAUCCCCAGAUGGGAAUGGGAAUGGGAAAUGAUUCACUUCCUCUGAAUAUGGGCCAGAAUCAUCAACAGCAGCAAUUUCAGAUGGCUAUGCAGCAAGCACAACAGCAGCAGCAGAAUGGUAUGGGCCGACCGCUCAAUGGCCAGAAUAAUUUCAAUCAGCCGGAUUCAGCCCUACUAAUGGAAUUAGCGAACCGAUUACUGAAUCAGACCUCCAUGGAGGAGCGAGUUGCUCUCAAGAACAGACUCCUUGAAAGCAUGACUCCACAAGUACUACAGGAUCUUCAGAUGCGAGGGCAAGACCCGUUGAUUAUGUAUUUCCGUCAGCAAGCCCUUCAGAGACUCCGCAACGACAAACAGUUACGGAUACAACAAGCUCAGCAACAACUUGCCAUGUCACAGCAGGCUCAAGGUUUACCGAACGGAGCGCCAAUGCAGCAACAGAGGUCCAUGAAUCCAAGUCCGUUAAACGGGCAGUCCCAACUAGCUGCCGGCAUGGGUACCAACAGCGAUUUCAACUUUUUGAACAACAUGGAUAAUCUUGCCGCUCAACAGAAACAGGCCGCGAUGGCAGCGGAAGCCGGGCAAGUUGUGGUACCGGCGAACGCGGCCCAGAGAAACGGCACACCCCAGCCCGGAGCCAUGUCAGGACAACAGCUGAACAUGGGCAUGAAUGGACAGCAGGGAGUACCAAAUCAGAUGAAUGCGGCUCAACAACAGCAGAUCCGCAACAAUCAGCAACUUCAGCAACAACAAAGAUUGGCUCAACAGCAGACACAUCAGGCUCAAAUACAGGCCAGGAUGAAUGCGCAGAAGAUGGGCCUUCAGGGUCAGCCAGGCGGCAUGGGCAAUGGACCAAUGCCUCCGCAGCAGAGCCCAGCCUUACCAACAUUGAACGCCCCAUUAAGGACACCGUCCCAAAUGGGCCAUCAGGACUCUCCCCAGGUCAAUCCAAAUUCACACUUUGGACAGCAGUUAGACCCUCGGUUCGCUCAAGCUAAUAAUCGAGGACUCAUGGGCCCAGGCGCCGGCAUGAAUGCUGGCUUCAAUCCGCAGCAAUUGAUGGCUAGUAUGUCUCGGGAACAGCAGCAAAAAGUGGGACAGCUACCCCCUGACAAGUUGCAAGAGGUUUUGAUGAAGCUGAACGAGCAGAGAGCCAUGAACUCUGCGAAUCCACAGCGACCGCAGAUGCAACAGGGCAACAACCAAAUCCAACCUGGUAUGCAAGUCCCUCAGGGAAAUCAAUUUGGCAUGCCUGGCCAGCGACCAGCUCAGUUGAAUGGUUCCAAUAUGACACCACAGCAGCAGAUAGCGCUCCAAGAACAAAUAGCUCGCCUACAGCAAAAUCCACAGCAGCGUCAACCCUUACCCCCGCACAUGGAGCAAAAUAUUGUCAGAACGAUGGAUGGAGUGGAUUUUCCAAGCAACCUUCAUAACCAUGGUAGCUUCCCCCAAGGUGUACCGCCAGAGAUUAAAAAAUGGGGUCCCCUGAAAGUUUGGGUUCAGCAAAACCAGAACAGUAUAGCACCUGAAGUACCAGAGACUCUUAGACAAUUACAGAGAAUUCACUGGCAGGCGAUGGUACGGGGGAGGAACAGUACGGUUCAGGCAGGUCAAGCGGGUGGGAUGCAACCUGGUAUCCAAGGAGGGCAAGCUGGGAUGCCAGGUAUGCCAAUGUCUGCUCCAGUUGCCCCUAUGACACAAAACGCGAUGCAACAACCACCUGGCAUGAAUAUGGCCGGACUUGGCCAAAUUCGCCAGCCUACGCAACAAGAAAUUCAAAAUGCGCGACAGCAUCCAAGUGGUAGAAUGGCUGCCGCGACGGAUGACCAGAUUCGUCAGUUCCUUAUGCAACAACAGAGGCACCGACAGCAAAUGAUGCAAAAUAUGCAAAUGCAGAAUCAAAUGCCACAGUUGAACAUGCAGCAAGGCCGGUCUGGCCAGCAGCCUCAGAUGGCAAACGCAAGACCCGCAGUUCAGCCACCUGCCCAGCCUAAUCAACCUAAGCAGAUGCCACCGAAUGUGAAUACUCCCAAUGCUGCUAACAAUAAUCUCCAAAAUGCCAACCGCAACGCCCGACCCGCAGCCAAUUCUACUCAAAACGGCCCACAGAACUCUUCCCCCGCUCAGCCAUCAAAGAGUCUGAAACGAAGCCAAAGUGACGAUGUUAUUGAGGUCCCAAAUCCUAACAUUUCUCAACCUUCACGGCAGCCUGUCCAACAGGCUCACGCGGCCCAACAGAACCAGCAAACCCUGCAGAACCAAGCGGGCAACGCACAGCAGAACCAAGGCCAGAAACCAGUUGUUCCUCCAGGCCGUCCAAGUUUGAAUCUAACCCCACAACAAGUCGCUGCAUUGGACCCAGAAGCUCGAAAGAAACACGACCUCGGCGUCCGUCUUGCGCGAGCUGAGCAAAAGAUCAAAGCUUUUGCAAGCGACGAGCAAGAAAAGUCGGACAACACGCAGUUUGUCCCCGUUCCAAUGAACGCCGAUACCAAGGCUUCUGUUCAGACAAUGCUGAAGGAAAUCCUCACCCCACUGAUGAACAUGUCGAGAGCCAUGCCUCGCUAUUAUAUGAUAUCGCAGGACGAAAAGCGGGCAAGAACUUUUUACGCAUUAAAAAGCAAAAUUGCCAGACAAUUUCAAGACCCACAAAUGUCCCAGAUGAAGGAUAGUCUCUCGAUUUCUCUCAAAGAUAUAGAAAAUGCACGGAUGUUUCUAAAUGACAUUGUAAAUGAUUUGAGUCAACGACACCCGACCAUGAAAAAAUCUCUCGCCACAGUUCCUCAGCCUGCACCAACUUCACAGUCAACUGCACCGAACAACGCUGCGCAAGCUUUGUCCACGGCUCCAUCGACAGUUCCACUGAAUGCGGCAAACCUUCAAGAGCAGCAACAGCAAUUAAACAAGAUGCAUCACAGAAGUGGGAGUCGAUCAAACGUGCCUGCCGCGCCAACACAAACCCACGCUCCAUACCAAUUUGGUAGCGCAAAGUCUCCGCCUGAUGGGGUUCCUGCCUAUGAUCGUUCCUAUGCUCUUAAGAACAACUUGACGCAAGAAAACCUCCAGCUGCCAGCUCACAAGAACAAGAAGCAAAGGCCAAACAGCAAUGCUCCUGGUCAAAAUAGCUCUGCCAAUGCCUCGCCGCAAGUAUCAAAGACCCCUAUCUCGCCAGAUAUGAAACGUCAGAUAUCCGAGUCAAAACUUCAAGCGAAGCCUUCUUUGUGUUGUUCGGAGCCUGAAUGUGAAAGGCACAAUGUUGGGUUCGAUAACGAAGAAGCACUCCGGCAACAUACGCAGGAAGAACACAUUAAGCCAUUGUCUAAUCCAUUGCAGUACGCGCAACAGAAUCUGGCAUCCUCGCUGGGUUUGGAUAACCAAGGUCGCCAGCAACACCAAGUCGCUGCGAAGCAAAGUUCCACGCAGCCACCCACAGCUGCGAAGAUGGCCCAAAGCGUAUCGAAACAAGGACAGACCCCUACGAUGAAAGCCGGAAACACGCCGGCCUCUUCAACUCCUAUGCAUCGACAGGCUUCUAUGAAUCGUCAACCGAGUGGCGCUGGUGCUCGACCAGCGACUCCAGCUAAAGGGACCCCUCUGAAAGAUGGAGCCAGCAAUGAGGCAAAGCAGACGGCACCAGUACCGGAGCCUGUCAUUGAGGAUCCUUGGGCCAACGCAACGAUUGACCCUAACGAUCUCUUCCAAGCCUUUCAGCCAUUCGAGAGUGGAGCCGGAGGUGCGAUCUCAGACAUGAAUGUCUAUCGUUCUAUCACUCCAAAUGAUACUCCUGAAUCAAGCAAGGAUUCUGGCGUUUCGGAGCCUAAUAGCGAUAUCUCGGAAGGUGUUGGGUUAGAUAUUAGUCUCGAUCUAUUCGGAGACAACAGUUGGGAACCAUUUGGUUCGAGCGAUGCGAACAUGCUCUUUGAUAUGGAUAAUUUUGGUGCUAGUAAGGACGUUGACGCAAUGAUGUUUGACGAUCCGCAAGCACCGCUCAACCUUUCUUGGGAUGAUGUAGUCGACCCUUCAGCUUUCGAUAAGCCAUUUUCUUUCGAUACAUCUUAUUAUUCGAUGAACGCCGACUAG